This is a messenger RNA of Seminavis robusta, 3501 nucleotides long. Lineage: Eukaryota; Bacillariophyta; Bacillariophyceae; Naviculales; Naviculaceae. The record is from the annotation of a GenBank genome assembly.
AUGCGGGUGCCACCCCAGAAUAGUUCCGUGCGAGAAUCGAGCACCAGUUACUAUGCCCAGGGACGAGAGUUUUAUGACGAUCAAUACUCGGAUGGCAGUUCCGUGGCGUCCAUUGACCACACACUCAAUUUCAGUCAACCGAUUCCCCGUGAGAAUGAGGUGAAGAUCCUCCAAGGCGCCUACGACAGCUUGUGGGCCAAUAAAAAGUCCAACAAUACUAAAACUAGUAAGGAAGAAGAAUGGAGAAACGAAAUUCCUUCCAUGUGUUUGAUCGAAGGACGCAGUGGCGUUGGCAAAUCGACACUGUUUCAGCUCUUUGCAGACUCUGUCAAUCAAAGUCAAAGUCAAAAUGCCAGUCAUCACAAACCGUACAUACUGAGUGGCAAGUACCACGAGAUGAGUUCCGAUGAACCACUGAGUGCCAUUGUGGAGGCGUUCAAUGGACUGGCCGUGGCGCUCUUGGUACAGCAGCAAACAGAAAAUGCUAGUAGUGAUCAAGAAACCAAAAAGAGUGAAGUGGACGAACUCUUACAACGUGUCAUUACGAGAAUAGGAGGAAUGGAUGCUGCCGCUCGUUUGUGUUCGAUUGUCCCCAGUUUGGAGCCUCUCUUUGCCAACAUUGUCUACUCGGCACCCAGCGAAGGAUCCACUUCGGUAUCCUCCUCUCACCAUCAUACUACUACCAAUCCCAUGAUGAUCCAUUCCUUGAGUCGAGCUACUGCAAGCUUCAAUCCACUCAGUGGCGGUGGCAGCAGCGCCGAUGAAUUCAGUUCCACCGUCAGUGUGGCACAACGACGAUCUCGCAAAGAUGGUGCCAAUGCCUGGAAUCAAGUCAAAUACAUGUUUCGAGCAUUCACCACUGUACUAGCGAGACAACGACCCGUCAUUUUAUUCCUUGACGAUCUACAAUGGUGUGACAAACCCAGUGUCGAACUCUUACAAGACAUGCUGCUCGACCGACACUUGCGGUGUUUUUUCUUUGUCGGAGCCUACCGGAUUGGGGAUGACGAGGAUGGCGAUUCCAAUACUACGAAGAAUGCCGUCGGCAGUCACUGGAACUAUGUGCAAAGAGUCCUGCAAACAUCCAUUCCCAUUAUUCGGUUAAACAACCUAACCCAAGAUGGACUGUGCCAGUAUCUCAGACUGGUGCUAAGAAUGGAGGAAGAAGAGGAAGAUGACGAUCAAUCCACGCGAUUACAAGAACUGGCCCAAGCAUUGUAUCAGAGAACCAAUGGAAACAUAUUUUUUACUCGAAAUGUACUCGAGGAAUUAUACUCCAAACAACUCUUGACGUUCUCGCACAUGACAUUCACGUGGGAAUGGGAUCUCAACCAAAUUCCAUUAUUGGACAACGUCCUGGAUGCUGUGGCACAACGCAUUCAAUCACGAGCCGAAAAGUCACCCCUGCUGCGACGAAUACUCAUUCUAAUGGCUUAUGUAUCCAGGACAAAGGUCUCCCUCAAGCUGCUCCAGCAUCUCGUCAGCAAUAUUGAGACAGUCAACAACAGCAGCAAUAAUAACAACAAUGGCGCAGGCAUGAUUCAGGAUCUAGAAAUGAUCCAGGAACUGGACAAGGCCAUCCAUGAUGGAUUUUUGGUGCGGGAUGGCACAGGGGCCACGCAGUAUGGGUUUAGCCAUGACCGAAUCAAAGAGGCGGCUUUCAUUCUGAUACCAGAGGGAACUGAAAGGGAUGGCUUGCGCCGCAAAUUGGGCAUGUUGCUGUAUUCAGUCAGUCAAGAUCUUGCCCUGGGACAGGAUUGGAUGACGAUCGCUGCCGCAGAUCACAUGAAUGCCGCCACCAAAACGGUCAAGGAUGAGGAGGAAGCCAUUUUCCUCACCAAACUCAAUUUUGAAGCGGGAGAACGGUGUGUCUGGGUAGCAGCGUUUGACAGUGCGUCCAAAUACUUGGAACAGGCCACGAAACAUCUGCAGAACAAUACGCAACAGGGAGACCCCUGGACAUUCCACUACAGCCUGACGCUCGAGGUGUUCUCGUUGCGAGCCGAUGUGGAACUCGCCAGAGGCAACUGGGAUGUUGGCUUUAAAGUCUCCGAGGAGGUUUUGGACCGUGGCAGGACCAUUGAGGACAAACUGUCGACGCAAUUGUCGUAUUCCAAAGCCCUUGGCCGCCAAAAGAGCCACGAAGAGUCCUUUUUGUCCAGCAGUGGGACCCUACAGGCGAUGGGGCUCUACCCAAAAACACCGAUCGGGAUGAAAGUGGGCUUGGUGCGGGAUUUGAUGUACGUCCGACGCUUUGUCAAGGCUAAAACCGACGAAGAGAUUUUAACGAUGGCUCCGUCGACGGAUGUACAGCUUGGUCUCGCCAUAGAGCUCUUUGGGUGUGCCAUCAGACAGUGCGUGUACACGAACCGUCUUAUAGAUUUGGCUGCCCUGGUAUUUAAAGCUCUGUUCUUGUGUUUCCACCAUGGCCAAUUCCCACAAACUGGUCGCAUGUUCCUGGCGUACGCAUUCAUUUGCGACAAGACGGGAGACUAUGGGGGCGCCCGUCGAUUUGCCGACCUGGCCGUUGCAAUGGCCGCUCAAAGCCCCGAAAGGGGCCUGUAUGGCUGGGUCCUUUACUGCCGCACAGCCAUCUUUGACACUUGGAGCAAACCGCAGAAAGAAAUCGCAGAGCUGUUGGACGUUGCCUUCAAACGAUGCAUGGCGGGUGGUGACUAUGAAAGUGCCAUCAUCGGCCGCUCCUGCGCUCUGGAAUGUGACUUUUUGGCCGGGACGUCGUUGGUUUUGCUUGACAUUCGGUGUGCCGAUUUGGUGAAGCACUCGCAAAUGUAUGCCGAGGUGCUUGCGAGGCCGGUUGAAACUAUAUGGCUUCCAGUGCGUCACCUGCGUGGCACAAUCGAUUCUCCGCUUGAUUUUGACGCUCUCGCUGCGUUUGACGAAGGCGACGAAGACAAGGCGUUUCUUACGAUUUGCAUUACCUCCUAUUUGGCUAUUGGUGUGUAUUGGAGCAAUUAUGGUUUUGCAGAAAAAGUGUUGUUGAAAGCAUUUCCGCCUGCCGACAAGUCCUUCACAAGAAAAGUGCCACGAUUAUUCUUUGCGAAUAUAGCCUACAAUACACUUUAUCGCACUGAUGGAAACCGUGCUUAUCGCAAGCGUGGAAAAGAGGCUGCUUCAGAGUUGCGGAAGCUCAGCGAGGAAAGGGGAAUGAACAGCUGGCAUCGAGUCAUCAUUGGGGAUGCACACAUCAAGGGUUGUACGAGGAAGAAAACGCCCGGUGCUAAGGAUGUGUUGGCGGAGUAUGACAAGGGCAUCGAUGCAGCUCUCAAGUGCCACCACAAGCAUGACGCUGCUCUUGCGUCGCAAUUGGCAGCCGAGUACUUAAUCUGGAAGAUGCAAGGUGGGAGUCUAGAUGAUUCGCAUUCCACGUCAAUCACUAAGUAUUUGAGCGAUGCACGAGGGUGGUACCGCGAAUGGGGGGCGACCAACCUUGUCCGACACUUGGAAGAGACGUUUUCUGGGUACCUGAGAAGAGACAGAUGA